Molecule: messenger RNA, 2103 nt
Organism: Aphidius gifuensis
Lineage: Eukaryota; Metazoa; Arthropoda; Insecta; Hymenoptera; Braconidae
Product: vascular endothelial growth factor receptor kdr-like
Biological process (GO): cell surface receptor protein tyrosine kinase signaling pathway; protein phosphorylation; positive regulation of kinase activity
Cellular component (GO): signaling receptor complex
Molecular function (GO): ATP binding; transmembrane receptor protein tyrosine kinase activity
Source: RefSeq, a predicted model, not a curated record
AUGGUGAAAUAUACAGUUAAAAUUUCUCUCAGUGUACCAAAAAUAGAAGGAGGUUCAAUCUAUUAUGCUAUCGAAGGUCAAAAUAUUAGUCGUGACUCUUCAACUGAAGCAAAUCCAAAUAGAAAGUUGCCAACUUUGACUUGGGACUAUUCAAAACAGAAUAACAGAAUAAUGACAACUCAAACACGCGAAAAAAAAAACAUUCAAACAACAUCAAAACUUAAUGAAUCAACAUCUACAGAUUCAAAUGUUUCUAAUCCCAGUAAAUAUAUAUAUUUAGAACCAUCACCAAAUGAGACCAACGUUAAUAAAAUAAAAGGUGUAGAUACGCAAUUGCAUGUGUCCAUUAAUGCUUCUUUAAUACCUAACAUAACAUGGUUUACUCCAAAAGGUGAUAAAAUAAUACCUCCUUUUAGUGAGAGAAAAUUUACAAGUGAACGUAACAUCAGCUUAACAUGUUUGCGUGUUUGGAAUUUAACACUCGAAGACAUGGGAAACUAUUUUGUUGAAGUUAAAAGUGUAGAUUCAACAAUUCUCCAAACUAUUAAUUUUACUCUUAAUGUAUUAGCGGAACCAGUGAUUAAAGAUCUUGCAAUGGAUAAUGCAAAAAAAAAUUAUAGUCCAGGAGAAACGGUGACGAAACACUGUUUUGCUGAAGGAUUUCCAAUUCCAAUUAUUAAUUGGACAUUUCAAUCGCAUUCAGAUCCAAUGAUUAGAGUGUUAAACUUAGCCUAUGAUGAUUUUUCACAUAAUGAUUUGGCACAUUUCGAGAAAGGUGAUUUAGGGUCUUUAAAUCCAGCAUUGACAGUUGAUGAUCAAGCAGAUUUACUUCCAUAUGAUAGAAAAUGGGAAUUCCCACUAGAUAAAUUAAACUUUGGCAUUCAAUUAGGAUGUGGCGCAUUUGGCGUUGUAAAAAAAGCUGAAGCACAAGGUAUUUGUUCUGGUGAAUUAGCAACAACAGUAGCAGUAAAAAUGGUCAAAAAAUUCACUGACACAACAUAUACACGAGCACUGGCAAGUGAACUAAAAAUUUUGGUUCAUCUUGGUAAACAUUUAAAUAUUGUUAAUUUACUUGGUGCAUGUACUAAUAAUAUUGCUGAAGGUGAAUUACUUGUUAUUGUUGAAUAUUGUCAUUUUGGUAAUUUACAUGAUUAUUUAAUGAAACAUCAAUAUGAUUUUAUCAAUGAAAUUAAUCCAAAAACUGGUAAAAUUGAUAGUUCUAUUAAUUUUUAUGACCCGAUUCAAUCAACAAGCCCAAGAAGUCACAAGAGUAUGGUCGUCAAUGACAACUUGGCACAACCUGGUUGGAGAUCAAAUUAUUGUGGUGAUUAUAAGAAUAAAAAUUUAAAGUCAGUUCGUACACAGGAUUUAUUUUUAUGGGCAUUUCAAGUUGCUCGAGGGAUGGAGUAUCUAAGCCAAAGAAAAGUACUUCAUGGUGAUUUGGCUGCUCGAAAUAUACUUCUUGCAGAAAAUAAUAUCAUUAAAGUUUGUGAUUUUGGUUUAGCAAAAUCUUUGUACCAAGAUGAUAAUUAUAUAAGACAAAGUGAUGCUCCACUUCCUGUAAAAUGGAUGGCAAUUGAGUCUAUAAGUGAUGGAAUAUUUUCGAUACAAUCUGACGUCUGGUCGUUUGGUGUUGUACUGUGGGAAUUUUUUACUCUUGCUAAAUCACCAUAUCCAGGCAUUGAAACUAGAACACUGUAUUCGAAAUUAAUUGAAGGAUAGCCAGAAUAUGCCACAAGGGAAAUUUACAAUAUAAUGAUUCAAUGCUGGCAAGCAAAGCCAAAACUUAGGCCAACUUUUACCAGUCUUGUUUAUAAUCUUGGUGAAUUCCUUGAUGAAAGUGUAAGAAAUCAUUAUAUUGAUUUGAAUUCAACGUAUGUUCAUAUGAACAAAAUUCAUCAUGAGAAUACCAACAGUGACUAUUUGAUGAUGAUGAAUGUACCAGAUCAUGCAGUAUUAUCAUCGCCAACAGCAACAUAUGAAAAUGGGUAUACAGCAGAUGCGAGUACUUCAUCUACUUGCGUAGGACCGACAGGCAAAAAUGUUGUAUUACCAAUACAACAGUUCGAAAAUCAUACUUAUUUAAAGAUGAAUGAGCUGUAA